AUAUAUAGCUUCAAAAUCAAAGUCUUCAGGAUCUGCUUUUCAACACAAAACUGAAUCCAAGUCAAAUCCUGCGCCAACGAAAGUGUUGGCUACUCCUGCAGUGUCCCAAUCAAAGCAGAAAAAAGCUUUCUCGAACUCUCGACCGCCUGUUGAAAAAAAAUCGCAAGCUCCGAUGCAAGCAACAGCGCCACCUCCGACACCUGCUCCUCCUACGACAUCUACCAGGCCAUCGCCAUCCUUUGGACAAGUACCCCCCUUUCAAUCGAAUAAAGGAUUGGCCCAUCCUGCCAGACCUUCCCCUGUGCCCAUUAGGACUGAUGCUCAGGUUUCUCCGGUGGUAAAGUCGGAGCCACGUAUUGCUUCGCUAUACCCUUCUCCUGCGAUUACAUCUAGUGUACCAGCAGUUGAUAUACUUGGUCCUAUCCGAGCCGCGAAAGAGGCCAUUCGAACAAAUACUGGUUCUCAGGUUCACUCUCCUGUUGCUCCUCACACAGAGCAUAAUGCUGUAAAUUCCGUGUCAAAUCCUGACAUGGAUGGCUCGGCAGCUAUGCGUGAUCCUCGCCGUGCUGGGCCAUCUCCAGCGGCUGUUGCUGUUCUGCCACAACAAGGCCCGCACCUGCUAUAUAACGGUUUGGGGCAACAAUUCCAAAUAAACCCUUCGGAGGUUGAAGCCCUUUUGCGGGCGCAUGGACUUGUGGUGCCUCAUAAUCAACAACUGCCAAUGAAUUCCCCUGUUGCAUUGCCUGAACAGGUUAUGACAGCCAUGCAGUCGGGUGUGAAUAUCUUGAGCGGGGUUGGUACUUCUGCCCCAGGUUCUUCGAAUUUCUCGCAGGGUGCAUCAAUCAGUGGUUCUGGACAGAGCAUGCAGCCUGUUCCGUCCUUCCAGUAUUCUCAGGGAGGCCCUCAAGCUCCAUUAUACCUGCCUGGCCCAUCACAGAACGGGUUCUUACCCGAGAUCCACCCUCCUUCGCAUCAUUCUCUCCCACCUCGGCCGUCAUCGACUGCACCAGCCCCGGUCAACACAGGCGUAUCGACUGCGCCAAUACCGCCGCCGCCGCAUUCCACACCCUCGAAUGGAUCAUUCAAAGAUGAGCGACGAUAUAGCGAUUAUGAACGGCGGGACUACUCGAGAGGCGGUGGGUCUUAUGAGAAAGAUUAUCGACGUAAUGAUUCCCGGCGGGAUUCAAGCGGGUGGGACAGCCAUAGAGGAAGGGAUAGUGGUUGGGGUCAAAGGGGGAGAGCUGGCGGAAGCCAUAAGUGAGCAAAUAGCUCAAUGGAAAUUGCUGUGGGUUGAGGCUGAGUGUGUCCAUCCACCCUUGUACUUAUGUGAUGUUCUAGGCGUUAAUCAGGGCGCUUCAUUUCAAAGUCUUUCUGCGGCCCUAUCAACAUCAUGUGUCCUCGUGAUGAUUGGGUUUCAUAUUGUGACAUAUCAUACCUUUUGUAUCAUCAUGACAGCAUACCUCUCAAACACCACUGC
Messenger RNA from Suillus bovinus, 1477 nucleotides. RefSeq lists its product as uncharacterized. Lineage: Eukaryota; Fungi; Basidiomycota; Agaricomycetes; Boletales; Suillaceae. The record is from RefSeq and is a predicted model, not a curated record. The coding region runs from base 173 to 1261 and encodes 362 amino acids. The transcript has a single exon.